Prunus dulcis (almond) is the source of this 457-nucleotide messenger RNA. RefSeq lists its product as uncharacterized. Gene Ontology annotation, molecular function: protein binding. The transcript has 2 exons. The record is from RefSeq and is a predicted model, not a curated record. The coding region runs from base 23 to 385 and encodes 120 amino acids. Lineage: Eukaryota; Viridiplantae; Streptophyta; Magnoliopsida; Rosales; Rosaceae.
UUAGCUAGUGGAGGAAACGAUCAUGUUCUCUUCAUAUGGGACAGGUCAACAGCCUCCUCCAGUUCACCAAGAGAGUGGCUUCAAAGGCUUGAAGACCACACUGCAGCAGUCAAGUCCAUUUCAAGAGAAUUUGUUGGCCUCUGGUGGUGAACUUGACCUGUGCAUUAAGUUCUGGAACACACAAACAGGCUUGUGCUUGAGCUCGGUUGAACUGGCUCGCAGACCCCAGAUGGAUGCACUGUGGCCACUGCAGCCGCGGAUGAGACGGUUCAAGCUUGGAAUGUGUUUGGGAUUCCGGGAGUUUCAGAACCCGUAUGAAAAGAAAAUCUGCUGCCAUCUGCUCAUUCAUACUCCAUUCGUUGAAGAUCAUGUAAAUGCUGGAUAGAAGUUUGUCUGUUUUGUCUCGAAUGCCAAACCAAACAGAUAAGUGUAUAUACAAGGAAAAAAAAAAAAAACA